UUCGCGACCAUGGCAAGUAAAGCAUCAGCAAAGGCAACCUUUUGGAAUGCUGAUACCGUGUACGAGCUUGGACUCUGUAGAAUGUUAGCACAAACUCUCGGCAUUUGGCCGGUCAGUUGUCAAGAUAUUUUUUCAAAAAUACGGCUUUGCAUCGCGGCAGCUUUGGAAAUAUCGUUGGCAAUAAAUCUGAUCUGCGAGAUCGUCGCGGACUGCGUGAUAGUCGACGAAAUUUUCGAAUCCCUGGUCGUGGUGGCAUGUUCGAUAAUUGCGUUGCUCAAAACUACGGUAUUGCGAAUGAAUAGAAGAAAAAUGGAACUAGUAAUAAAAUCAGCAGUUGAUGAUUGGUCGAUGAUCGAAGAUUCAAACACAAGAGAAAUCAUGAGAAAAUAUGCUAAAACCGGAAGAUCCGUAUUCAUAUUUCAAAUGGUAUCAUCAUUGAUAACGAUCAUUCAAAUGGCGUCGGUGGCAUUGCCCUUCCUCGCAGCAUUGCCAGAAAGUCGCGGCGAUCAUUUUGAAAAUUCGAGCGCUACAAAUUUCCUCAAUUUAUCGAAUGUUUCGUCACCCAUUCGCGAAGCAAAGGACGACCUUUCGCUACGAAGUUUUCCCGUGGGGAGUGGAUGUUUCGUCAAUAAUGUCUCUUCGAUAUCUUAUGCUUUCGUUUACAUUUUCCAAGUAAUUCAACUGACGUCUACAUGUGCCGGUAAUGUUGGCAUAGACGUUUAUUUUUUUUCGAUCAGCAUGCACGUUUGUGGACAGUUCGAGUUACUCCGAAUGAAAUUUGAAAAUUUCGGUCAGGAUUCUGACUUUCAUACCUGUCACGAACAAGUUCGUACCUUCGUAAGGAGACACAAUCAUUUGAUGAACCUUUCCUACAACGUUGAAGACUGCUUCAAUAUUCUCAUACUCGCUCAACUCUCAGUCAAUACUUUCACUAUCAGCCUUUUGGGUAUUCAGCUAAUAGUGGGCAUCGAAACGGGAAACGGUGCGAGUGUGAUCUUAGCUUUAGUGGCGAUCUACGUUUUCAGUCUACAAUUAUUUUUGUACUGCUAUGCCGGAGAUUAUUUAACGAGCCAAAUUGAACAAAUUUGUUACGCAGUUUAUUGCAGUCGUUGGUACAGUUUAACGCCGCAACUCGCCAAAGAUCUGAUGUUUAUUAUGUGCAAAAGCAAUCGCUCGUUCAAUCUUACAGCGGGAAAAGUCGUUAGCAUGAACUUGGACAGUUUUAAAAAUAUUUUCAAAGCAAUGGGCUCGUACUUUUCUGUCCUGAGAUUAAUGUUUGAUGACUAUUUGUCUGCGACCAUGGCAAGUAAAACAUCAGCAAAGGCAAGCCUUUGGAAUUCCAACACCGUAUACGGGCUCGGGCUCUGUAGAAUGUUAGCACAAACUCUCGGCAUUUGGCCGGUCAGUUGUCAAGACGUUUUCUCAAAAAUGCGACUUUGCAUCGUGGCAGUUUUGGAAAUAUCGUUGGCAACAAAUCAGAUCCUCGAGAUUGUUGCAGACUGCGUGAUAGUCGAGGAAAUGUUCGAAUCCCUGGCUAUGGUGGUAUGGUCGAUAAUUGCCUUGCUCAAGGUCAUUCUAAUGCGAAUGAAUAGAAGAAAAAUGGAACUUGUAAUAAAAUCAGCAGUCGAUGAUUGGUCAAUGAUCGAAGACUCGAGCGCGAUAGAAAUAAUGAGAAAACAUGCUAAAACCGGAAGAUCCGUAUUCCUAUUUCAAAUUAUAUCGGAUUUGAUGGCGAUCGUUCAAAUGGCCUUGGUGGCAUUGCCCUUUCUCGCAGCAUUGCCAGAAACUCGCGGCGAUCAUUUUGAAAAUUCGAGCGCUACAAAUUCCCACAAUUUAUCGGAUGUUUUCUCACCCAUUCACGAAACAAAGGACGCCACUUCGCUACGAACUCUUCCAGUGGGGACUGGAUGUCUCGUCAAUAAUAUCUCUUCGAUAUCUUAUGUUCUCGUUUACAUCUACCAAGUAUUUCAACUCGUGUCUACAUGUGCCGGUAACGUUGGCAUCGACGUCUAUUUUUUUUCGAUCAGCAUGCACGUCUGUGGCCAGUUCGAGUUACUCCGAAUGAAGUUUGAAAAUUUCGGUCAGGAUUCUGACCUUCGUACCUGCCACGAACAAGUUCGUACAUUUGUAAAAAGACACAAUCAUCUGAUGGAACUCUCAAACAACAUUGAAGACAGUUUCAAUGUUCUCAUACUCGCUCAACUCUCAGUCAAUGCUUUAACUAUGAGCUUUUUGGGUAUUCAGUUCAUAAUAGCCAUCAAGACAGGAAACGGUGCGAGUGCGAUUUUCGCUUUUGUUUCAUUCUACAUUCUAAGUUUACAAUUGUUUUUGUACAGUUAUGCGGGAGAUUAUCUGAUGAAUCAAAUUGAAAAAAUUCGUUACGCAGCUUACUGCAGUCAUUGGUAUGAUCUGUCGCCGUCAAUUAUGAAAGAUCUCUUGUUCGUUAUGUGCAGAAGUUAUCACCCUUAUAAUCUCACAGCAGGAAAAGUGAUUUGUAUGAACUUGGACAGUUUCAAAAAUAUCUUCAAAGCCAUGGGCUCGUAUUUUUCUGUGCUCCAAGUUAUGGUCAACCCGUAAUAAUAUUGCAUUGUUAUUUUUCAACGACUUAUCUG
Venturia canescens is the source of this 2612-nucleotide messenger RNA. RefSeq lists its product as uncharacterized. NCBI's taxonomy places the organism in Eukaryota, Metazoa, Arthropoda, Insecta, Hymenoptera, Ichneumonidae. Gene Ontology annotation, biological process: detection of chemical stimulus involved in sensory perception of smell; sensory perception of smell. Gene Ontology annotation, molecular function: olfactory receptor activity; odorant binding. The transcript has 6 exons. The coding region runs from base 10 to 2577 and encodes 855 amino acids. Gene Ontology annotation, cellular component: plasma membrane. The record is from RefSeq and is a predicted model, not a curated record.